ACGGCGAUUGCGCAUGCGCCACCGGGAGCUCCACGUGAAGCGGACAGCAUGGCUGUAAAUAUGGAAAAUAAAGACGUUGUAUUAGAUCGGGCCCAGGUGAAAAAGGCAGUUCAGGCGUUACAAGCUUUCCUCAAAACCAAGUCGACUAAAGAUUCCCUGCUACUGGAUGAAACCCAACAGAUCAGCCUGCUCUUCACUCUGUGGAAGAUUCCCAAAACUGCUCAGACUAUCCGCAUCCCCUUGCCCCACGGGCAGAGGUCCGACACAGAUGAAGUGUGCCUUUUCACUCGAGAUGAGCCCAACAUGACCCCAGACCAGACCCAGAGGUUCUACAAGAAGCUGCUGGAGCAGAGAGGGGUCACCUGCAUCUCUGAGGUCAUCCCGUUCAAGACACUAAAGAAGGAGUACAAGCCUUAUGAGGCCAAACGCCGCCUUCUGGGAAACUUCGACCUGUUUCUGUCUGACGACCGCAUUCGCCGUCUGCUGCCAUCCCACAUUGGAAAACACUUCUAUGAGAGGAAAAAAGAACCUUUGUGUGUGGACUUACAGAGCAAGAACCUGGCCAGAGACGUCCAGAGGCUAGUCCAAGGAACAACUUUGAAAGUCACCAACAAAGGCAGCUGCUGCAUGGCUCGUGUGGCACACUCCGGUAUGACGGCAGAUGAGGUGACAGAAAACAUCGAGGCCACAGUCCUAACAGUAAUGGAAAAAAUGCGAACGAAAGGACCAAUGAUCAAAAUCAUCCAUUUGAAGAGCCAGAAUUCUGUGGCACUGCCCAUUUACACCUCAGACCUGAGUCAUCUUACUUUGAUCGAAGAAAUGAAAAAAAAGACUAAGAGAGGACAAAAAGAGAAAGCUGCGAAGAAAAACAAGGAGACCGAAGAUAAACAAGCUGAUACAGAGGAGCCAAACAACGAGAAAAAUAAAGCAGUGCCUCGAGACGACGGCAAAGAGGAGGAAGAUGAGGAGGAGGAAAUCCCGCAGCUGGUUCCCAUGGAAACCCCAACCAAAAAGCCUAAACUGGAGAAAACUGUUAAAAAGAAAACAUUGAAGAAGGCCCCCAAGCCUCCUGUAGCACCAAAAACUAAAACUGCUAACAGACUCGGCAAGAAGAGCGAUGCCACGGUGAAGAGGAAAGUGCCCAAGGUGAAGUGAUGUCUAUACAAAACAGGAACUUUAUAAUAGGCUUUGAAUACAUAAUUAUAUUAGAAUGGUUUGAAAGCUCUGGAAGUUCAUCAGUGAUUCAAAUCUGUUGUUAUAAUCUGCUCUAUAUUAUUGUAAUAAAAAUAACAUCUGUACUAC
Messenger RNA from Periophthalmus magnuspinnatus, 1302 nucleotides. It is a transcript of the gene rsl1d1, whose product is annotated as ribosomal L1 domain containing 1. The transcript is spliced from 9 exons. Bases 49 to 1155 code for a protein of 368 amino acids. Gene Ontology annotation, cellular component: 90S preribosome. Lineage: Eukaryota; Metazoa; Chordata; Actinopteri; Gobiiformes; Gobiidae. The record is from RefSeq and is a predicted model, not a curated record.